CAUAGCCCACCAAAAUACUUCUUGUGCUGUUUCUUUGUCUGCUUUUGUAGCCUCAUUGCCAUCAUUGUUCUCAUUAUCUCACCUUCCUUUGCUUCACAACAUUUAUAUUUUUGCAUUUAAUCAUUGCCCACCUUCACUCUUCUAAUCAAGAUUCUCUUUUUUUAAUUUUUUUUUGACCCCAUUUCUUGAUUUCUUGUCUUUUUUUCAUUUUUUACCCCAUUUGAGAAGCAGACAUGGUUGGAGUUGAAAACUUAUGGAUAGACUUGAGUCACACCAGGACAAAAGGAGAGAUUUUUCUCUGGAAUUUCAGCCACAGCUCAAGCAUUUUAUUCAACUAGACCCUUGUGUAAGUUCCAAGAAAGAGAACCAUUUUUCUGUGUUGAAGUUUAAGGUUUCAAAAUCCAUCAAGAAUUUGUAUCAAAAAGCUAAAGUGUCAAAGGGUUUUGGAAGUAAAAGGUUUGAUUUUGAUGGCAUUGUAAUGACUAACUCUGUUUAUUGUGGUUCUUCUCCUGGUUUUGUUGAUGAUAAAAUGGAGGUUUUGUCUGAUAAGAGUGAUGGGGCAGAAGGGGUAAUGGAGGGUUAUGGGGAAAAUGCUGGAAAAAUUGAGUCUUUGGAUGAGAAAAUUGGCAUAGAGAGUAGUUCAAGUUCUGGUUUUUUAGUGUCAGAGGAAAAUGUGAAUGAAGAAAAUAGUGGGUCUGAGGAUUCUUGUUCUCCAUCUUCAAUUGCUUGGCAUAUUCAGGAUGAUGAGGUGCAGCAUUGUGCAAAUUCUGAUGUUUCCGAAGAAGUAGAGAAGCCCUUUGUAGAUAAAAGGAAGUUGGAGAAACAAGGGUCUUGUUUGUCUGAGAUUGAAAUGAUGAAGGAGAGAUUCUCAAAGUUGCUGCUGGGAGAAGACAUGUCUGGUUGUGGAAAUGGGGUUUGCACAGCACUAGCAAUUUCUAAUGCUAUCACUAAUCUAUGUGCUACUCUUUUUGGGCAAAUUUGGAGAUUAGAACCUUUAGCUCCAGAGAAAAAGUUAAUGUGGCGGAGAGAAAUGGAAUGGCUUCUCUGUGUUAGUGAUCACAUUGUAGAACUCAUACCCUCUUGGCAGACAUUUCCUGAUGGCAGCAAACUUGAGGUUAUGACUUCUAGGCCACGGUCAGACCUUUACGUCAAUCUUCCAGCUCUCCGUAAACUGGACAAUAUGCUCCUUUGUUUGCCUCUUUCACAGGAGAUAUUAGACUGUUUCCGAAGCACAGAAUUCUGGUAUGUUGACCAAGGAAUCUUAGCUCCAGAAUCCGAUGGGUCGUCUUCAUUCAGAAAUCCUCUCCCUCGUCAAGAAGAGAAAUGGUGGCUACCGGUUCCUAGAGUUCCCCCUGGUGGUCUCAGUGAAAAUGCAAGAAGGCAGUUGCAGCACAAACGUGAUUGCACAAACCAAAUCCUGAAAGCUGCAAUGGCGAUUAACAGCAACAGCUUAGCUGAAAUGGAGGUGCCUGAAUCAUAUUUUGAAGGCCUUCCUAAGAACGGAAAAGCUAGCUUAGGUGAUCUCAUCCACCGAUAUAUUACUUCAGACCAAUUUUCACCUGAAUGUUUGCUUGACUGCCUUGAUUUGUCUUCUGAGCAUCAAGCAUUUGAGAUAGCAAACCGAGUGGAGUCUUCAAUUUAUGUGUGGCGCAGAAGAGUUCACUCAAAACCUUUUGGAAGUACUCACAGGUCCAAUUCAAAAUCCUCAUGGGAAAUGGUUAAGGAUUUGAUGGUUGAUGGCGAUAAGAGGGAGUUACUUGCUGAUAGAGCUGAAAGCCUUUUGCUUUGCUUAAAGCAAAGGUUUCCUGGUCUUCCACAGACAACCUUAGACAUGAGCAAAAUUCAAUAUAACAAGGAUGUUGGCAAAUCUAUUUUGGAGAGCUACUCGAGAGUGCUUGAAAGCCUGGCAUUCAAUAUUAUUGCACGCGUUGAUGACCUUCUUUAUGUGGAUGAUUUGAAUAAGCACUCUGAUCAAUUUGUGCCAAUCUCCAAAGUCGGUAUCAUUGCACAUAAGAGCAUGGGGACUCCUCUCUCAGUACCUGUCAACGGCACUCCAUAUAAAACAGCUUUUACCACACCAAGCUUCUCCCCUUCCCAACAUAUUAGUCCUGCAAAGGGAGAAAGAUCAAAAAUGUUUGAAGGCAGCAAGCUUUCUACUCAAGGCUUUGGCGUGAAAAAGGUUUUAACUGAUUAUUUGAGCAUCGAUUCAAAAGGAAAGGACGAUUUGAAACGAUCAGAUUCAUGUUCAAGCACAUCUCAAGAUGUUUCAGCAACUGCGUCCACACGGUCUUCAGAAUGUUCAAGAGAAGUUGUCAGCCCAUUGACACAUGACUCAGAUGCAAAAGAAUAAGCACUCCUGUAUAUUUGGCUUCUCAAGAAGUUCCUUUUUGAUGUAUUUGAGCGUGAAAUAGGUGUUUUAGCAUAUAUUACUUCAUUCAUCAAGUAUCUUUAUGGUCAUAAACUUGAUAUCCUUUGUUCCUUUAGCCAAGUUCUGAUGGUAAUGUUACAUUGGAUUGUACAGAAGAAUGUUGUAUGGUGUUUUCCUGUACCAUGUAUAAUUAUCAGCCAGUUUUGAUUUUUCCAAGCAAUAAUACAAGUACUAAAGAUUGUACUUCCU
Molecule: messenger RNA, 2617 nt
Organism: Solanum stenotomum
Lineage: Eukaryota; Viridiplantae; Streptophyta; Magnoliopsida; Solanales; Solanaceae
Product: rop guanine nucleotide exchange factor 7-like
Exons: 7
Coding region: 254-2350 (698 amino acids)
Molecular function (GO): guanyl-nucleotide exchange factor activity
Source: RefSeq, a predicted model, not a curated record